AUGGAGUCGUGGAAAGACCUGAGUGGAAAAGUAGUGAUGGUGACAGGGGCAUCAUCAGGAAUCGGGCGAGAGAUCUGUCUCGACUUGGCAAAAGCUGGUUGCAGCAUCAUUGCUUCUGCUCGUCGUUUUGACAGACUGAAAUCUCUCUGUGAUGCGAUUAAUUCAGAGGGCCGGCAGUGUGCGUUCGCCCUAGAACUUGACAUAACUGCUGAUGGUUUUACUGUUGAGGCUGUUGUACAAAGAGCCUGGGAUGCCUUUGGACGUAUCGAUGCCUUGAUUAACAAUGCUGGCCUUAGAGGUAAUAUUCAUAUAGUUAGAAGUAAAUCAAGUAAAUAUAAGUGUAAUCUCUAA
Molecule: messenger RNA, 351 nt
Organism: Solanum tuberosum (potato)
Lineage: Eukaryota; Viridiplantae; Streptophyta; Magnoliopsida; Solanales; Solanaceae
Exons: 1
Coding region: 1-351 (116 amino acids)
Source: RefSeq, a predicted model, not a curated record